Equus caballus (horse) is the source of this 4400-nucleotide messenger RNA. The record is from RefSeq and is a predicted model, not a curated record. NCBI's taxonomy places the organism in Eukaryota, Metazoa, Chordata, Mammalia, Perissodactyla, Equidae.
ACAGCAACUGCUGAGACUACCUUGAGAAGACAAUGAUCCUAAACAGAGCUCUGAUUCUGGGAACCCUCACCCUGAUCACCAUGAUGAGCACCUGUGGAGGUGAAGACAUUGUGGAUGGUGUAGUUGCAGAGGAUGUUGGAAUAUAAGGCUGCCAGUGUCCCCAUCACAGAACUCGCCACAGUGUACCAUAUUCACUCCUUUACUCAUCUGCUCUCCCACUAUUCAAUAAGCUCCUUGAGGGCAGAGACCAUGCCUGAUUGGUGUUUUACUCCCUGCUCCUUGUGAUGUCUGAAUCCUUGCUGAUGCUCGCUGACCACCUUGGCUCCUACGGCACAAAUGUCUACCAGUCUUAUGGUCCUUCUGGGCAGUUCACCCAUGAAUUUGAUGGAGACGAGGAGUUCUAUGUGGACCUGGAGAAGAAGGAGACUGUCUGGUGGCUGCCUAUGUUUAGCAAAUUUACAAGUUUUGACCCACAGGGUGCACUGCGAAACAUUGCUACGUCAAAAUACAACUUGGACAUCUUGAUUAAACUCUCCAACUCUACUGCUGCUACCAAUGAGGUUCCUGAGGUGACUGUGUUUCCCAAGUCUCCCGUGAUGCUGGGUCAGCCCAACACCCUCAUCUGUCUUGUGGACAACAUCUUUCCUCCUGUGAUCAAUGUCACAUGGUUAAAGGAUGGGCACUCAGUCACAGAAGGUGUUUCUGAGACCAGUUUUCUCCCCAAGAAUGAUCAUUCCUUCUUUAAGAUGAGUUACCUCACCUUCCUCCCUUCUGCUGACGAUAUUUAUGAUUGCAAGGUGGAGCACUGGGGCCUGGAUGAACCACUUCUGAAACAUUGGGAACCUGAGAUUCCAACCCCUGUGUCAGAGCUGACAGAGACUGUGGUCUGUGCCCUGGGGUUGGCCAUGGGCCUUGUAGACAUCGUGGUGGGCUCCAUCCUCAUCAGCCGAGGCCUACGCUCAGAUCAUAUUUCAUGCCCAGUAAAACAGGAUCAACCAAGUAUAUAAAGCGAUAAUAUUCUGAUACAUGAGGUGAGUAAUGCUCUCUUCCUUGUGUUCCCACCCUCAGCCAUUGCCCCCCACUCCCAAUUCAGGCAUCAACAUAUACCCUAUAGCCUUGGUGUUGAUUUGUUAUAGCACAAACAUAAGAACCAAGAAAUAAGUCCAUAUUCAUUUUAAUGUAGUUUUUAAAAGUUAUGACAGAGAAAUAAUUUAGGGGAAAGGAAUUUUGAACCUCAAAAGUACCAAAAGUCAAAAUUUGGGUAUUAAAAUCAAAAUUUGUUCCCCAAACUUUAAAUUUCUGAAGAAUGAAUGAUAAUAGUAGCUUUGUUCUCCCCUCCUCACUCUUGAGGAGAUAAGAAUUCUCUAGGCAGGAAAAGAAAUGGAAGUCCUUUGGAAAAGCAUUAGAAUAAGACAAUAAUGCAGAUAUCCGAGAGGGACCAAAUACCUUGUCCUUACUUAGAGUUAGUAACAACGGAAAAGGGAUGGGAAUAAAAGCCACAGACAUAUUUAGGGUCCCUAGGACAAAAGUUUACCUCACCUUCUCAAUGAUGCUCUGCUAAAUAACCACAUAGAUUUUCCUGUGCCACCAUGGCAUGUCGAGGACAGUAGAAUGAAUAUGGCAUGAGGAUGUUUCUAGGUGAUAAGCCUAAAUCAGACUCACUGAAUCCCCUGUGCAUCCCUGCGCACCCUGCAAAACAGCAAAACACCCCAUCUCCCCAGCCCCCUGCCCCUCACCCCUCCUGACUGAGGAAAGCAUGAGCCUGUGAGAGAGAAAUCCCAGGAGGGACAACAUUGUUGAGACAAUGUAGCAGCAGCUAUGGGUGCUGCAUCCUCCUCUAUAUUCACUGUCUCCUAGUGAAGACCUUGUAGAGGAAAUGGAUCAACAGAUGGCAUUCUCUGGCUCUCCAUGACCACACUCUUGAGAGUAUGUGUGAAUUGACUUGGAGUCAUUUUGCCCUUUGAAAUUGUUUUAGGCACACAGUCUUUCCACUCUGCAAAUGCCAUGUCCAUACACUGCAUCUAAGAUAGUAUUAUGGAAUGUAUGAGGCUGUCCUCAUCCAUGCCAUCUGCAUCAGUAAGUUUAAAAUGUAAUUGGGGAAUAAAGACAAAAUAUUAACACAAUAAUUGGUACAGAUAAUUGGGUGCAAAGAAACCUAUAUCCAAAUCCAGGACUCAGUAGUUUAUAGCUAGUAUUUUAAACUUUACAACACUGGGUAAAGUAUCUAACAUUUCUGAGCCCUAUUUUAUCAUCCAUAAUGUGGGAGUGGCAAUACUUUCCUUGAAGAGCUAUUGACAGAAUUUGAAUAAUCUCAUUAUAUAGCCAGUGCCUUGUAGAUAGUAUACAAAUACAUAAGAAAACAUUGCUAUUUAUAUCCAUAAUUAAUUUAUUUAAAAGAAUGAACCAUACCAUAAAAAAAUCACUUUUGGUUUUCUGAGCUCUUUAAUGAUUUAGGAGAUUCAAACAAGGAGCUAUGGAUGAAUUUCUUUUCAUAUGUUAAUUGGAGAAUUUUUUUCCACUCUAGAAUAAGAGAGGCUGAGACUAAGUUAGGCUGAGAAAAUAGAUAGAGUAUAGUGGUCAGUGACAUAUCAUUGGUGAAGGGGUUGCUAAGAGAACUCUUAGGGCAAGAAGUUGUAACAUAUGACUUUGUUUUUUACUCUCUAAUGAAAGAUAUAUCAUCUCUAUAUGGCCCACAAGUUUUUAGUCAAGGUACAUUAUAUGCAACAGAUCUGUAUGCAUGUCUACCCAGGGAAGAGGUAGGAAAGAUUCAAGGACGUAAAAUAUUCUAUGACGUAAAAGUAAGAGAAUAACUUAAAAUGCAGACUAGGAAUUAGUAAAUGCAGGGAAUCUGAACCAGAGAUGAUCAUGAAAAUGCAGGUAACAGAUCACAGAGGAUUCUUAGGACAGUGAAACUACCCUGUAUGAAAUUAUAAUGGUGGAUACAUCUCAUUAUAAAUUUGUCCAAAGCCACGGAAUGCAUGGCACCAAGAGUGCACCCUAAUGUUAACUAUGGACCUUGGGUGAUAAUGAUGUGUCAGUGUAGGUCCUUCGAUUGUAACUAACGUGCCACUCUAGUGGGGAACGUUAAUAAUGGGGGAGGCUCUGCAUGAUGACAGCAGGGGGGAUAUGGAAAGUCUUUGUACCUUCUGCUCACUUUUGCUGUGAGCCUAAAACUGUUCUUAAAUAAAGUGUAUUUUAAAAAGAAGGCAAAAGAUCAACUAUUAUGAUCCCAAAUGUAUAAAAUAAAAAUUUUAGUAUAAAAAAAGUGGUCACCUGAAAACGCACUAAUGUACUAAGAGUUUUCAAUAAAGGUAUUUCAAAUAAAUUUUAUGUAAAUUUCAAUUAUUCAUGGGGUAGGAAUACAGCAUUUUGGAGGUGGUGGGUGUGUGUAUGUAUCUGUGAGUGUGUCUGUGUUAAGUAUGUAUGUUAUUGUAAUAUAAGGGUUAUAUUGAAUAGCAUUAUGAUCAGUGUCUUAGAAAUAUAGAAAUGCUGCCCUCAUUGGACUUCUUCCCCCGGAAGUACUGAGGAAAGCAAAUUUAAUAACCAUUGCAUUUUGUUACAGGAUUCAUUCAUAAAGUGUUCGUAUAAUUUUAAAAUAAUGGAGUUAAACUUAAUUCUAAAAAAUAAGAGCAAUCAUUUCUUCUUAAUAAAUGAAAAAAGUUUUCUACUUAGAAUCCCUGGUGAAAAGAUAUUGUAUCUAUAAAAGUAAUAAUUGGGGACUAAAAAUAUGGAAAAUUUAAUAGAAAGCUUGGAAAAUCAAAUUAAGAAAAUCUCCUUGAAAUGAAAAAAGAAGACAAAGAAAUAUAAUAUAUGAUAGAAAAGAGAAGAUACAGAGAAUAGACCCAGGAAGUCCAACAUUAAGUAACAGAGCUAGAGAGAGAAACAGAGAAAUGAAGGAGAGAAUUACCAAAAUAAAUAAUAAGGGAAAAUUUUCCAGAUAUAACAGGCCUAAUUCUUUACAUAGAAUGGGACUUUCAGAUAUUUAGCAAAAUUAAUGAAAAAAGACUCACCACUAAAUACAUCAUUUAAAAAAUUUCAGAACCUCCAGGGUUAAAGGAAAAUCAUAAAAUAUCCCAGUGGGAGAAAAAAAAAAACAAAACAAACUGACAACAGACUAAUAAAAGUCAGACUGUCAGAUACUUCUAUCAUUAAGAUAAUAAGAAAGGCCUUGAAGUUCCAAAGGAAAACUUUUCUAUCAAUGAACGUAUACCUUUUCAAAAUUGCAAGCAGGCAUGAAGAAAGAAUAACAAUACUGUCAGAUAUGGAAAGGAAAAGAUGUGAAGUUUACCAACCACACACGGUUUUAUUGGAAGUUGGUUAAGGACAUGACUUAGUAAAGUGAGGUUGCCAAUCAGGAGAUAGGAACAAACCUGGGAAGUGAUAUCAGCAAUAUGGCUGAA